AUGAGACCUCACGAACAACUGACAUCAAUUGUUUCAGAUGCUAAGCGUACUAGAACCUGUUUAACAAAGUUUUUCAAAAUGAAUUGUAAAUCAGCUUUGGGAACAGGAUGGCUAUAUAGUGAAUUUUCAGAGCACUAUUGGUGGAAUGCAUCAGAUAAACUGUGGAAGACAAGAAAGAAUAAAAAAAUCCAGAUUGGAAGGUUAGCAUUUGUUGGACCUUCUGAAGAUGAAAGAUACUAUUUGCGGUUGCUGCUUCACAAUGUCAGAAGUCCGAAGUCGUUUGAAGAUUUACGUACAGUCAAUGGGCACAUUAAUGCCACUUUUCAGCAGGCAGCACUGAAGUUAGGAUUAAUGGAAGAAGAUGAUGCAAUUGAAUUGUGCUUGACUGAAGGAUGUGCCAUCCAAAUGCCUCAUGUUAUUCGAAGAUUGUUUGCCACGGUACUUAUCUUCUGUCAGCCUAGCGAUCCUCUUUCUUUGUGGACAAAAUAUUAUGAUUCUUUUUUAGAGGAUUACCGAUAUAAAUAUCCUACAAAUGUUGUAAGAGUGAAACAUUUAGUCGUAAGAUCGAUUGAGCAAUUAGUUGAGUCAAUGGGAAGUUCGUUGAAGGCUUUUGGGUUACAUAAUUUAGUAGAAGAUGAUGGUGAUUCUAUACAUGUUACGAAAGAUAUAGAAGAUGCAUUGAAUGCUCCGAUACCAGAAGAGUGUUUAGAAUGUAAAGAAAAGUUAAAUCAGGCUCAACGAGUUGCAUUCGAUGUCAUAAUGGAUCAUGUUACAAAGGGGAAGCCUGGUGCCUUUUUCAUAGAUGGUCCUGGUGGAACGGGGAAAACUUUUUUAUAUAAUGCUCUUUAUGCAGAAAUCAGAUCAAUGAAUAAGAUUGUUUUACCAACAACAACUUCGGGUAUUGCUGCAGCCAAUAUUCCUUCUGGUAGAAUUGCGCAUUCACGGUUUAAAAUCCCUUUAGACCCUUCGAGCUCACUUCCUUGUAAUGUUCCUAAGCAGGGAAGUUUAGCUGUGCUUUUAAGAGAAACAACAUUGAUUAUUUGGGAUGAAGCUUCUAUGGAUAAGAAGGAAAAUAUUGAAUCCCUCGAUUCACUACUAAGAGAUAUUUGCAAUUUAAGUGUAUUAUUUGGAGGCAAAUUAGUAGUAUUCGGUGGGGAUUUUAGACAAGUUCUUCCAAUUGUUCCACGUAAAUCUCAGAGAGAAGCAGUUGCUACAAGUUUAGUUAGUUCUGCUCUGUGGCCACAACUGCUGAAGUUCAAGGUUACUGAAAACUUAAGGUCUAAAGAUGAUCCUGCAUAUGCAACUUUUCUGUUGGCACUAGGAAAUGGUGAAUUGCAAAAAACGGAGGAUGUGUUUGUUGAGCUGCCAUCAGAUAUUGUUAAGCCUUAUUGUACUGGAAUAGAUGAUGAUGUACAUCUAACAGAUGUAGCAUUUCCAGAAAUGGAUAUGUUUCCAUUUAAUUCAGACAUUUUUACUACAAGAGCUAUAUUGACACCGAUGAAUGAGGAUGUUGAUGCCAUAAAUUCAAUUUUGAUUUGCAAAUUCCCGGGUGAAUCAGUAGUGUACAAAAGUUAUGACACUAUGAUUGAUGAAUAUUGUGUCGUAUAUCCUACUGAAUUUCUAAACAAACUUUGCCCUGGUGGUAUGAGUCCUCAUGAGCUUGAGCUGAAAGUUAAUAGUCCUGUUAUUCCGUUAAGAAACCUUCUGCCAGCAACUGGUUUGUGUAAUGGAACAAGACUCAUAUGCAAGCGGUUUUUCCGUAAUCUCAUUGAGUGUGUUAUUACUGUUGGACAUAAUAAUGGUCGGCACGUGUUGAUUACAAGAAUAUCAUUACGUCCAUCGGAUUGA
Messenger RNA from Chenopodium quinoa (quinoa), 1848 nucleotides. RefSeq lists its product as uncharacterized. The transcript has a single exon. Lineage: Eukaryota; Viridiplantae; Streptophyta; Magnoliopsida; Caryophyllales; Amaranthaceae. Bases 1 to 1848 code for a protein of 615 amino acids. Gene Ontology annotation, molecular function: DNA helicase activity. Gene Ontology annotation, biological process: telomere maintenance; DNA repair. The record is from RefSeq and is a predicted model, not a curated record.